AUGUCGGGCGCUCGCAUGUACGGCGCGUUCCACCCGGACGCGCAGAAGGGCGGUGAAAAUGACACCCUCCUCACCAACAAGGCGAAAUCGGGGUCGAAUUCGCGAAUUCUCGUCGCGGUCGGCGCGCUCUGCGCCGUCUCCGGCGCGCUCGUGGGCGCGUACGCCCUCUCCGGUUCCAACGGAUACGGCGUUUCGUCCCUCAUGCGCCUCGGCGCGUCUGAGACGUGCGGCAUGGAUCACUGCCUCACCCUCCUCCAGGGGCCCAGCGACCAGCUCGACUCGAUCUUCCAGGAGUCCUUCGACACCGUGUGCACCCAGGCGAACCAGGUGGUCGAGCAGGGCUCGACGCACGGUUUGAAGGAGAACCCCAAGGCGCUGUGCACCGUCCCUAAGUGCUUCGAUAUCCUCAACGCGGAGCUCGGAAAGGUCUCCAAGGAUGAAACCAAGCAGCAGUCCAUGAAGAACGUUGUCAUCACCCAAUUCUACGACGUCUGCUUCCCCACCUCCACCGCCGCGAUGGGCAAGAACAAGCAGCACACCAAGGUCGCCAAGGUCGGCCACAACGCGCACGCCGUCGCGCCCAAGACUUCCACCAAGCGCUCCAGGCUCGGAUCCCAGUGCAACGUCGACGCGUGCCUCGUCCUUCUCCGCGCCGACGAUGAGCAGAUUGACAACAUCUUCGGUGAAUCCUUCGAGACCGUGUGCGUCAAGUCCCGCGAGUACUCGUCCAACCCCAACGCCGAGCUCGGCGGUCCCGAGGAUGCCAUCUGCGACGUUGCGGAGUGCUUCGACAUGCUCAACAUCGCCCUCCCCAACGAGGACAACAAGCUCAAGGACAUCAUCAUCAACGAGUUCCAGGCUCUCUGCUACGGCGGCGCCUCCUCCACUGCCACCCUCGGCAAGGGCGACGCCUGCACCAUCGACGCGUGCCUCACCAUGCUCCGCGGCGACGAGGAGGACAUCGACAACAUCUUUGGCGAAUCCUUCGAGACCGUGUGCGUCAAGUCCCGCGAGUACUCGUCCAACCCCAACGCCGAGCUCGGCGGUCCCGAGGACGCCGUCUGCCAGGUUAACCAGUGCUUCGACAUGCUCAACAUCGCCCUCCCCAACGAGGACAACAAGCUCAAGGACAUCAUCAUCAACGAGUUCCAGGCUCUCUGCUACGGCGGCGCCUCCGCGGCUGCCUCCGUCGGCAAGAAGGAGACCAAGCACAGCCACAUCAGCAAGGAGACGGCGAAGGUUGGCUACAAGGAGUGCAACGUCGAUGCUUGCCUUGUCAUGCUGCAGGGGGACAGUGAUGAGCUCGACAGGGUUUUCGGUGAGAGCUUCACGACCGUGUGCACCCAGUCCAGGUCGUACCAGGCCAAGGGUGAACUCGGAGAAGGUGAGGAGAACACUUCCGCCAUCUGCAGCGUUCCCAAGUGCUUCGACACCCUCAACAUUGCCCUGAGCGAUGACAACAACCUCAAGGACAUUGUCAUCAACGAGUUCCAGACUCUCUGCUUCCCCGAGUCGGCCUAAAUACCGGUGCCGUAUGAGAAAGUAGUAGCGCUCCUUACUCGUAGAUCAGAUGAUCUUGCCGCGGCCCAAUGGGUGAUAUCAUUUUGUAUAGACUGUCGCCCGCUGGGAAGUGCUUUGUAAAUACAAACAAGACUCAUUCAUCUC
Molecule: messenger RNA, 1665 nt
Organism: Micromonas commoda
Lineage: Eukaryota; Viridiplantae; Chlorophyta; Mamiellophyceae; Mamiellales; Mamiellaceae
Exons: 1
Coding region: 1-1521 (506 amino acids)
Source: RefSeq, a predicted model, not a curated record